This is a messenger RNA of Equus quagga, 4055 nucleotides long. RefSeq names its product cadherin 26 (gene CDH26). Gene Ontology annotation, molecular function: calcium ion binding; cadherin binding. The coding region runs from base 1 to 2514 and encodes 837 amino acids. Gene Ontology annotation, biological process: multicellular organism development; adherens junction organization; cell-cell junction assembly. NCBI's taxonomy places the organism in Eukaryota, Metazoa, Chordata, Mammalia, Perissodactyla, Equidae. The transcript is spliced from 18 exons. Gene Ontology annotation, cellular component: catenin complex; plasma membrane; adherens junction. The record is from RefSeq and is a predicted model, not a curated record.
AUGAGCUCCAGCAGCCACACUUCGCUACUGCUGCUUCUAGUGCUGCUGCUGUUGGUGCUGCAGGUCAACAUCGUCAACAGCUUCCAACAAGAAGAGGAUGGUCGUACUAAUCAAACAAAGGGAGAGAGCCACCGGCCUCUACGGCGAUACAAGAGAAGAUGGAUUAUUACCACCUUGGAACUGCAGGAGGAAGACCCAGGACCCUUUCCCAAACUUGUUGGUGAGCUGUUCAGUGUUAUACCUGAUGACACGUCAUUGAUGUAUUUAAUCAGUGGACCUGGUGUGGAUGAAUAUCCAGAGAUUGGUUUGUUUUCUAUAGAAGAACAUGAGAGUGGAAAAAUAUAUGUUCAUCGCACUGUGGAUCGAGAGACAACACCAUCUUUUAUGGUUUAUUUUGAUGUGGUGAAUCGCUCAACAGGAAAAAUUGUGGACAAAUCCUUGACUUUCAACAUUAGGAUCACUGACGUGAAUGAUCAUGCGCCCCAGUUCCCUGAGAAGGAAUUUGACGUCAGUGUGAGAGAGGACCACGAUGCAGGUCAACCUAUUUUUCAGAUGUCAACAGUUGAUUUGGAUCAAGAAAAUACUCCAAAUUCUCAAGUCUUUUAUUUCCUUGUUUCUCAAACACCGGUACUGAAAGAAAGUGGCUUCCGGAUUGAACGUUAUAGUGGAGAAAUACGACUCUCAGGAUGCUUAGAUUAUGAGACUGCUCCUCGGUUUACGCUAGUGAUCGGAGCGAGGGAUUACGGAGAACCACAGCUGUCAUCCACGGCCACGGUUCAUGUCAACGUGCAAGAAGGCAACAACCGCAUGCCCACAUUUGCCCAAGAGAACUAUGAGAUUCAGAUUUCUGAAGGCCAACCCCGCCAGGGUGUGUUGCGUCUCCUGGUCCAAGAUGGUGACACGCCGCUUACAUCAGCUUGGAGAGCAAAAUUCCACAUAGUGAAUGGCAACGAAGAGGGACAUUUUGACAUUUUGACUGACCCUGAGACCAAUGAAGGGAUUUUAAAUGUUAUCAAGCCUUUGGAUUAUGAAACCCACCCAGUGCGAAGCCUUGUCAUUGCCGUGGAAAAUGAAGAGCUGCUCUUCUCCUGCGAGGGGGGCAAGAUUCUGAAGCCAAGGAAGGCAGUGGCAAGUGCCACCGUGAGUGUGCAGGUGAUGGACGCCAACGACCCGCCGGCCUUUCACCCUGGGAGCUUCGUCGUCAGUGAAGUCGAUGGUGCCAAGCCUGGAAUUCAGUUGGGAACUUUUAAUGCUCUGGAUCCAGACAAAACUGCCAGUCAGAUAAGGUAUAAACUGGUUCAUGAUCCAGCAAACUGGGUCACUGUAGAUGAGCGCUCAGGAGCAGUUAUCACCAGGAAGGAAAUUGACCGAGAAUCCCCUUAUGUAAAUGAUAGUUUUUACAUAAUCAUCGUUCAUGCUGUUGAUGAUGGCCUCCCGCCACAGACGGGCACGGGGUCCCUGAUGCUUUUCCUGUCAGACAUCAAUGACAAUGCCCCGACUCUCCAUCCCCGUUCUCAAUACGUGGAGGUCUGUGAGUCUGCAGUGAGCAAGCCCCUCAUCAUCGAGGCCGAGGACAGUGACCUGCAGCCCUACUCGGACCCCUUUACCUUUGAGUUGGAUGAUACCGAGGGAAAUGCAAGAGACACAUGGAAAUUGGGGGAACAGCAGGGUCGGUCAGCUGAACUUGUAAUGUUGAGAAGCCUCCCACGAGGAGAUUACUCAGUGCCACUUUUCAUCCGAGACAAACAGGGACUUUCCCAGAAGCAGAGUGUCCACGUGAGAGUCUGUUCCUGUCUCAGUGGAUUCACAUGUGCAGAGCGCUCUGUUGUAGGAGCUGGGCUCCUCCCGGGGCUCCUGGCCCCUCUCUGUGCAGGGUUCCUGGCUCUGGCAGUUGCUCUGCUUUUCCUGCUGCGAUGCUAUUUUGUGUCUGAAGCCAAGAAGCACAGAUGCUCUGUCCCACCUGAGGAUGGCCAACAGACCCUGCUCACAUACAAUGACGAGAGCAAAGUCAUUUCUACCCAGGUCCCACAGGAAAGGUCAGAUGUCAAGGAUCAGCUGAAAGCCCUGUUGAUCAACACAGCCGAGGUGGGCGCCAAGCCCGGUGCUAAGGAUGUAAAUGAUAUGCUACUAUCUCCAGAGAGUGCAUCAGACCAAGCAUGCUUUGUCCUGGGGAUGCCGGGUUAUGGUGUGCUUUUUGAGCCAAGAGGUGUGAGGAACAAAUACCCUACUUCUGCGGUUUACCCGGAUCCUGAGGUGCCCAGACGAACCCUGGAAGUGAGGGCAGGAACGACAGUGGCGAUGCUGAGUCAGAAGCUCUGUGGCGUUGACGUGCUGGAUGAUGACACUGGUUACCUGCCUAAGGUCUACACCGAGGAGGGGCCAUGUGAAAGAGCUGAAACCCUCAGUUCUCUCACCUUCUCGGAGCAGGACCUGCCACCUGACUUGUUGGACUGUUUGGGUUCAAAGGCUGCUCCACUUGAAGAAAUAUUUUCAGAGUCAGGCGUUCCUUCCUAAAAAGUGCAUAUUUGGGACAAGUGGAGUAAUUCAUGGAGGGGGAUCACUAUUCAAGUUUUCUUUUUCUUCUUUCUUAAAAAAUUACUUCCUAAUCCUAGGAUGCAGAUAAACCUACUAGGAGUCUGGAUUAAAAGCUUUGAUAUUCUCAGACCAGGCAUCUUGAACCAAAGCAACACAGCAGGUUACACUUUUAAAAAAUUUGAUUGGUCAGAUUUUCUAGAGAAACGUGAAUUUAAUUGUGUAAUUCCUUGCUUCCCUUAGCAGCCCAGGUCUGAGGGUAAAUGAAACCAUAAUCCAUAGAUUACCCAGCAAUUUGGCAACAACAGGGAAUACUGGGGGAAAACGAAAAUAGAUUUUUUUAGUGAUAUUUACAUUUCUGUAAUUAUGAUUCUGCUUCAGUUUAAGUGAAAAAAAUAGGGAAAUGUUUUCUAAACCAUUAGUGACCAGUAUUUUUAGUGAUUUUUUAAAAAAUAAAUAUUGAUCUCUUUUCAUUUUUUGAGUAGAUAAAAUAUGUUAUCAUGAUUUUGCUUAAAACUUUAUAAGCAGCACGCUCUUAAAAAAUGAACAGACAUAAUUUAACUUGCAGGUGUUACGUAAGCAAAAGAAUUUAGCAGCCUUUGAAUGGAGAAAUUCCAAUUAGACUUUAUCUUUAAACAAAACCACAAACUUUGUUAAUUUUUUACUUGGCCACUUCCUGCUGGUUUAACUGUGGAGGAAGGAUAGUUUCUUUUAAGAAUCUUUAAAAAACUGCACUAGUAGGACGUGUGCCCUAGAAAUAGUCUUCUUGUCUGAGUAAUAGAAAGGGACUGAUGAAGCAAAAUUUUAAGUGGUACCAGGACACUUUCAUGUAUAUAUUUGAUAUCUAAGUGUGUGUCCGAGUGAGCACAGCUUUUGUGAGUGCCCUCUCGCGCCCUAGGAUAAAUGAGAGGCACACGUUUGCUGUCGAAUCAGUGAAGCACUGUAUUGAACAGAAAGUUUCUGCAGACUCAUGAGUUCAAACUUCCCUCUUCCUUCUGAAGAAGCUGUUCACAUGUUUACUGUAAAGAGAUCUCAAGUGUUUGUCCAUAGUUACUGCACUCCUCAUCCAGCGCUUUGGGUAACUGAAAAAGAAGAAAAUCCAUCUUCAAAGCAUUGAAAGCGUCAAUCUGACACGCGAACAUGCAGAACAGCUGUGCCGAUGCUGGAAUGAGUCAGAGGAGAGUCUAGGACAUUCUGGGUAAUUCUGGUUAGAAGUAAUUGUUUAGAAAAGAAUACCUUUUGAGUCUGAAUAGUUGGCGGGAAUAAGUGGGUGGUCAUUAGACCUUCCUGGCUCUGAGGCAAGGGUCAGAAAACCACGGCGGUGGGGCAGCUCUGGCCCACCUGCUGUUUUUGUAAAUAAAGUUUUAUUGGCACACAGCCUCCCUUGCAUAUUGUUGAUGUGCUGUCUGCCUGCUUUGUGCUGCCACGCUGAGCUGAGUAGUCAGACGUAUCCACUUCCUGGCCCUUUACAGGAAAAGUAUGCUGACCUCUUGUUUAAAGCAUUCUUUUUGGAAACUCCACAU